Molecule: messenger RNA, 1188 nt
Organism: Linnemannia hyalina
Lineage: Eukaryota; Fungi; Mortierellomycota; Mortierellomycetes; Mortierellales; Mortierellaceae
Source: the annotation of a GenBank genome assembly
AUGGCGUCCGAGAACAUGAAAGAUGCCAUCAAGGACCAGCUGAUCUACCAGCAGCGGCCGCUUUACCUGCAACCUCGGCGUCAAGACGGAUAUUACCCAUGGGUGGAUGUCGCUGACGGUGGCGGUAGUGGUGGUGGUGGAGGGGAAGCAGGCGGACCAUCAGCUGUGGCCAUGUACAGCAGUGAAGACGGAGCAGGCGGUCGUGGUGGCGGAGGAGCGGCAACAGCCAGAAGGAGACGCGCCGCUUCGAUCGUCUCGAAUGAGCCCAUCCAACCUGAGUCUAACACUGCGCCUGCGCCAGCCAUCUCGGAUCCCAGUGCAGCUUUCGCCCCCACCACACGCUCCCGAGCCUCUAAGUCCACCGCGAGUAGCGGCAACAGCAGCAAUAGUACAUUAUCUGGAGGAGCAAUCAUGAGAAUGAAGAUUAAGUAUGACCAGAACUUUACUGCUUGCCAGGGUGAGGCAUGGAAGCUCCCAUCUGGCGCCUGCGUGGACGACAUCGUUGCAGAACUCGGCAUUGCACUCAUUGUGAUCGACCUUCCGACCACCAUCAUUGACCUGUUCUCGGACCCUGAAGAUAAGGCAGCGCUGACAGAGGUCCUUGUGAAGCGUGAAGGAGAGCGCGCGAAACUCGUCAGUAUAACGGAGGAAGCAUACCUCCGUCUCUAUGACAACGAGCCAGCCAAGAUAAAAGAGAUGCUGUCCCAGGGAUGGCAACGUGUUUGCGAGACGGAGGACGAAGUCCCGGAGGAGGUUUUCCGCGAGUCGAUUCAUUUGGCCUUGCACCACAUCUAUGUGGUGUAUGUAUAUCGAAACAAUCAGUUCAAGUUGCCAGAAGAAGCCUCGGAGUCAUUUUACCUCCAAACCCUCUGGGGGUUUUUUAACACCCUCAUUCUGUGCGACGAGACCUUCAACUUCCGGACAGCUGAACUGUGUGUGCUCGAGGCUGCCGGCAAGGACCCUGGCCCCAACGGCAGCGAAGCGCAUUCAGACACCCGUAAGAUGGCAAAAUGGGAUCGGGGCACUACCAUUACCAUCCUGACAGUCAUUGCAUCGGCCAAGGCCUUGAGGAAGCGUGUCUCAGACAUGGCCAAGCAGGUCAUCGAAUGGACCACGUUGUCGUUCGAGCUUCUCGAUACAUCAGGCCUGCACAUUACCAAGUCGGCGACCCUAUGCCCUAUGCAAUAA